Cryptomeria japonica (Japanese cedar) is the source of this 1016-nucleotide messenger RNA. RefSeq lists its product as uncharacterized. The record is from RefSeq and is a predicted model, not a curated record. Bases 128 to 931 code for a protein of 267 amino acids. The transcript has 3 exons. Lineage: Eukaryota; Viridiplantae; Streptophyta; Pinopsida; Cupressales; Cupressaceae.
UUUUUUUAUUACCUGGCUAAAGCAGGGAACGACGACAACUGACCGAGCGAAUUAUCCGGAAUGAGAAAAAUUGCAGCAGUUUCUGGCUAUAAAGAGCCUUUGAAGGCAAGCAUGUCCCAAGUCUAAAAUGGAGGAGAAAGCAGGGGAAGGGCGGAAGGUAGUGAUGGUGACAGGGGCGUCUUCAGGGCUUGGAAGGGAGUUUGCUUUGAAUAUGGCAAAGCGGGGGUGGAAUGUGGUGGCCACAGCUCGAAGGCGGGAACUCCUGCAAUCUGUGUGUGCGGAGAUUGAGCAGUUCGGCGUCAAGGCCUCCGCUGUCCAGCUUGAUGUCAGCCACCCCUCCGCUGCUGUUGAUGCCGCUGUUGGAAUCGCUUGGCAAUGCUUUCACAGAAUCGAUGUGCUUAUUAAUAAUGCUGGUUUCAGAGGUGAUGUACACGAGUCUUUAGAUUUGUCAGAGGAUGAAUGGAACAAAGUUGUUACAACAAAUUUGAGAGGAGCUUGGUUGGUAUCCAAGGCUGUGGGAAUAUGCAUGCGUGAUGCAGGGCGAGGAGGUUCAAUUAUUAAUAUUUCAUCCAUUGGUGGCCUCUCGCGUGGGGAGUUGCCUGGAGGAAUUGCAUAUAAUGCUUCAAAGGCAGGCAUAAAUACAUUGACAAAGGUUAUGGCAUUGGAGCUUGGAAAGUACAACAUCCGUGUUAAUUCCAUUGCACCAGGACUUUUCAGAUCUGAAAUUACUGCUGGGCUGAUGGAGAAAGAUUGGCUCAACAAUGUAGCAGAAAAGACUGUCCCUCUAAAAACUUGGGGUCAGAUAGAUCCAGCGAUGACCUCUAUUGUACAUUUAUUAGCUAGUGACUCCUCUGCAUAUAUAACGGGAAAUAUCUUUAUUGUUGAUGGGGGUGCGACACUACCUGGUGUUCCACUUUAUUCUUCUCUUUAAUAUAGUUUGCAAAUGGAUGUCAAUGAUACAUCAUUUGAUUAAAUUUAAAUUUGAAAACUGCAAUAGUAUGACAAUUUCUAGUACA